GGCGCCAUUUGAACUCUGCGGAAUUUGUUUUGAUGGAGCUCGAGGUACUGGAAAUGUGUAAACAAAAACGAAUGCGGCCACUUGAAAGAUAGUAGUCUAACGGCAAGGUAAACGAUGGACGAAAUCAACCCCCAUUACCGCUUUAUGAACUGGAGGCGGAGGAUACGGGAGGUGCGGGCCGUGCGGUACCGCGAGCGGUUCAAGAGGAUGAUGAGGGAUGGAGAAGUGCUCAGUUACCAAGGGAACUCUGAUGAAGUUGGCUGCUACGUGGCUCCAAGGCCGUUAUCCAAAGGAAACUGCUACUUUGAGUUGUUGGAGUACAUGGGUAAAGGGAAAAGCAUCGUGGAUGUGGGUUUGGCCCAGGCCCGUCUACCCCUCAACACACGCUGCCACUACUAUGAGCUGGAGAUCACUGAUGCAGGAGAGAAGUGCUACAUCGCCCUGGGACUGGCACGCAGGGAUUACCCCAAAAACAGACACCCUGGCUGGAGCAGGGGCUCCAUAGCCUAUCAUGCAGAUGAUGGGAAGCUCUUCCAGGGUAGUGGGGUGGGGGACGCCUUUGGCCCUCGCUGUUUUGAGGGGGACGUCAUGGGCUGUGGCAUCAUGUUCCCACGGGACUACAUCCUGGACAGUGGAGAUGAACGUGACGAUGGGGACCCGGAGUUGCGGCCUAAGCAGCAGCAUGUCCAGAAUGACCUCUAUAUGAACGAUGAAGACGAGGAGGAGGAUGGGGAGGAACUGGAGGGGAGGAAGGUCGUGGUGUUCUUCACACGGAAUGGGAAGGUGGUGGGCCGCAAGGAGGUGGCAGUGCCAGCAGGGGGGUUCUAUCCUACCAUCGGCAUGAUGAGCACCGGGGAAAAGGUCAGGGUGGACCUGCACCCUCUAAGCGGGUGAGAGGAGAGGGGGAGGAUGGAGGAGAGGAGGGUGGAGUGAAGAGAGUAGGGACAUGACCAGAGAGAAGUGGCUCCAACACAGACAGACACACACACCACAAACUUGGAGGACAGGGCCAGCUGCAUAAGCGGUCGCUUAUGGCUCCAAGCCAAUAGCC
This is a messenger RNA of Oncorhynchus nerka (sockeye salmon), 1051 nucleotides long. RefSeq names its product SPRY domain-containing protein 3-like. Lineage: Eukaryota; Metazoa; Chordata; Actinopteri; Salmoniformes; Salmonidae. The record is from RefSeq and is a predicted model, not a curated record. Gene Ontology annotation, molecular function: protein binding. The transcript is spliced from 8 exons. The coding region runs from base 115 to 894 and encodes 259 amino acids.